AUGUACCGCUCUGUAAGGUAUCCGACAGUUCCAUAUGGCCAAGGCGAUGAUGUCAGUCAGGAAAUGUCCGGACCGGAGUCAGCAGCGCCCUCCGCUGUGAUCCGCGUCUUCAUAAUCAGAAAGUUCCGUGGCCGCUCUUCUCUGUUCAGCUGUGGCGCACACACUCCGGCAAUGGGCGACCUAUUCGCACCGGAUCCCAACAGCUGGCCAGCGAAGCUCGUGGUCCGCGUAGGCAAGACGUUUCGCUCAAACAAAUCAUUUACCCAGGCUGCCAUCGAGCAAAACAAGGCUCGCGACGAAGAGCGGCGGCGGAAGCGGAGGGAAGCUCAUGCUGCAAAGAACCACUACAAGCUUCGCGACUCCCACGAUACAGCCCGUUCGGGCGACGAUCUCAAUGAGCUUGGCGAACGGGACUACACUGCCUUCAGCGAUGCGUCGACUCUUGUCGACCAUCGCGACAACACUGACAUGCUUCACCGGCUGGCUCACCAUGACUCUUUCGACUCCUUGGUGGACAGUGCGGUGGAGUCGAGGAAGCUUGGUGGUGGCGAGACGAACGAGCCUCAUCUUGACAAGCUUACCCACGUCUCGACUAGGUACCUGCGCAUGGUAGAGAGCCUUCCGGGAGACCUUUGGCAACGGGUCGCUGGAUUCCUGAACCCUACCGAUGCCGCUCUCCUCGCGCUAUCGAGCCAUGCGAUACGGCAGAAGCUCGGUCCUGCGCCAUUCCAAGCCUUGAACCUGCCACAGAACAAACAUUAUCGCAUUGCAUUCCUGCAUAGUAUGGAUCAUCAACUACCAGAUCACCUGCUGUGCUUCCCGUGCGGACGUUAUCAUCGCCGCUCGCUGCCCGGCAGAGAGUCUCUCAAGGCCGACUACGUCAACCAUCCUGUGAUUCCUUGUCCACAGGUCAAGACUUCUGUACUACCACGCAUGCGCUUGUGCCAUGCUCGCGAGCUGCCGUACGCCUUUGUACAGUUGGCACUCAGGCAGCGGCAUGGCAAAACGCAUGGGAUCCCGCACGAGGCUCUCGAUAGGCGUUGGAGUCAUGCUGAAAGCGGGUGGUCGUUUCGCUCACGUUACAUGAUGCACGACAACCGGCUUCUUCUUCGAGUCGUGAGCCAAAGAGUCGUACCGCCUGCCAGAAUGCUGACGAAGACGGUGGAAAGACACAUCCUCUAUGACCGCGAAGAAUACACGCCAUACUUCUCCGUUUGCGCUCACUGGCGAGACGGUGACCUGAUGGACCUUUGCAAGUGCGCCCUUUCGCAUGUUCCGGCACCACCAGAAAGCUAUUUCCAGCAAUUGAAAAAAGCGCCCAAGAUCAGUCGCGCAGCAGCUCAUCCUUGUUUCCUCGUCCGCGGCUGUGAUUGGUGCAGACCGGCUCGCCGGUGUCCGGAAUGCCCGACAGAGUAUCUGAUUCACAUACAGAUGGUAGAGGACAAGCACGACCCUGCUCAACCGUUCAAGCAUGCCAUCGUUGUGACGAGAUGGAGUGACCUCGGAGAUGGCAGUAGCCCGUACACGUCACCUGAGUGGGCGGCAAUCAACGGCAUCACUAUACCAGCCGAAGAAGGUGGACACGAGUACGAAAGCUUCAGCCACAUUGGCAGGCGAGCUGUCAGUGGCAUCGUCGAGUCUAAGGCGAGCUGUUUGUUACAUCGUUCUAAUUCAAACAUUGUCUGCACGCGUUGCGGCGUCGUCUCUGGCAUCAAGAUCGUUCAGUCAUUGUCGUCUCAUGCCUUGUGCUGCUCAGUACGAUGGCUCUUCAACAUACUUGUCCCGCGAAGAGUGACGCCUUCCUCCAGCAAUGCAAUCCAAACACCAGACGAUGCUGGCCACAAACAGCGACGCGGUUGCACACCACGUCAAAAUCAGGAACCUGGUGCCUCUUACUGCACUGAUGCCGAAGUCAUCGCCGUAAUGGUUGAUCAGGUCCACCGCUUUGACAGCGAUUGCCGUGGCAAUGGCGCUUGCGAUUCCAAUCACAACAAACGCCAGCCAAUCCAUCAGCACGUUGAGGAAGGCACUUACGCGGCCUUGGAAGAAGAAGCAGAUCAAGGCCAGUAUAAGCGCAAGACCUGUCAAGCCAAUGCCGACGCAAUAGAGUACGAACAUUACUUUGGUCGCAACGUUCAGCGCAUGAAGGCCAGUGUCGAUGGAACCCGGCCACUGCAAGUCCUCGAUAUUGAUGGCGCUAUGUCCAGUACUGUUUAG
Messenger RNA from Baudoinia panamericana UAMH 10762, 2217 nucleotides. RefSeq lists its product as uncharacterized. The record is from RefSeq and is a predicted model, not a curated record. The coding region runs from base 1 to 2217 and encodes 738 amino acids. NCBI's taxonomy places the organism in Eukaryota, Fungi, Ascomycota, Dothideomycetes, Mycosphaerellales, Teratosphaeriaceae. The transcript has 3 exons.